UCACAGCCGCUUCUCCAGCCCAGCGGGGUGACGUAGCGCUUUCUUUUUCGCUAGGUCUGCAGCUCCAGAAUCAGACCUGCUGAGCUACUGCCUUUGGCUCUGCGACUUGCGGUUGUCGGCGAGAUUUCGCGCUGCCUGUCCUCUGCCGUUUCGUUAAUCUGUAGCGGAUCACUUUCCUAAAACCCGGGAAGAACAAAGGAAUAAAGAAGGAGACUCUCGGCGCCUGACCGUCUUGCUAGGAGUGGCUUCCUUUUCCGCUCGCUCCCGUCCGGAGAAGCUGCGUUUAAAAUCGUCACUGGAUUUGCAGCAGGUGAUUGGCGGAGAAGUGAGUCUCAAAGAAGUAAAGAUGAGUAAGAGCAAAGAUGAUGCUCCUCACGAACUAGAGAGCCAGUUUAUCUUACGGCUACCUCCGGAAUAUGCCUCUACUGUGAGGCGGGCAGUACAGUCUGGUCAUGUCAACCUGAAGGACAGACUGACAAUUGAAUUACACCCUGAUGGACGUCAUGGAAUCGUCAGAGUGGACCGGGUCCCUUUGGCCUCCAAAUUGGUAGAUCUGCCGUGUGUCAUGGAAAGUCUGAAAACCAUUGAUAAGAAAACUUUUUACAAGACAGCUGAUAUAUGUCAGAUGCUUGUUUCCACAGUUGAUGGUGAUCUCUAUCCUCCUGUGGAGGAACCAGUUGCUACUACUGAUCCCAAAGCGAGCAAGAAAAAGGAUAAGGACAAAGAGAAAAAGUUUAUAUGGAACCAUGGAAUUACUCUGCCUCUAAAAAAUGUCAGAAAGAGAAGGUUCAGGAAGACAGCAAAGAAGAAGUAUAUUGAAUCUCCAGAUGUGGAGAAAGAAGUGAAGCGGUUGCUGAGUACAGAUGCUGAAGCUGUCAGUACUCGUUGGGAAAUAAUUGCUGAAGAUGAAACAAAAGAAACAGAAAAUCAGGGCCUUGAUAUUUCUUCUCCAGGAAUGUCUGGUCACAGGCAGGGCCAUGACUCAUUAGAACACGAUGAACUUCGGGAGAUAUUCAAUGACCUCAGCAGCAGCAGUGAAGAUGAAGAUGAGACCCAGCAUCAAGAUGAAGAAGAUAUAAACAUCAUUGACACUGAGGAAGAUCUGGAAAGACAGCUACAGGACAAGCUGAAUGAAUCAGAUGAACAGCACCAAGAAAAUGAGGGAACCAGUCAGCUGGUUAUGGGAAUUCAGAAACAGAUUGAUAAUAUGAAAGGCAAACUCCAAGAGACCCAGGACAGGGCAAAACGACAGGAGGAUCUUAUUAUGAAAGUCGAAAACCUGGCUCUCAAGAACAGAUUUCAGGCUGUGCUGGAUGAACUCAAACAAAAGGAAGACCGAGAAAAGGAGCAGCUCAGCUCUUUGCAAGAAGAGCUAGAAUCACUCCUAGAGAAGUGAGAAGAGUUCUCGUACUUAAAUUCAUUCCUAGAUUGCUCAGCAUUCAAAGAAUAAUCUUGGCUUCAUCACCUGGACUAGAUGUAAAUUUACAGUGGUUCCCAUUUUCUCCAGUCUACUGCUGAUAUUUUCUUAUAGACAAACAUUAAUGUGAAUUGCUAUCUCCUUUGUCAGAACCACUUUGUUAGGUUUUAUUCUCUAGGAAGUAGGGAUGUAUACCCAGAUAAAUGAUUGUGGGAAAAUUGUAGGAUUAGUGGAAUGAACAGUUCAGCCUUAGUAAUCACACCAUGACUGCAGGACUUUGCUGCUGUUUCUCAUUUGCCAGAAGUGGCUUUUGUUUCUCUGCAGUGCCAUCUUAGGUCAGUAAGAUCUAGAGUCUAGUUUGCAGGCAGUGAAGCUAGUGUGCAUAUGUUUUCCCAUGCAGUGGUAGCUAUUUUCCCAGCUACUGAAGGCAUUUGUGCCCAUGUAUAGUUAAAAAUCAUUUCAUAAAGUGUUUUAACAAUAAAUAAAAGCAACAAAUUUUCACCUUCUAA
Molecule: messenger RNA, 1926 nt
Organism: Suricata suricatta (meerkat)
Lineage: Eukaryota; Metazoa; Chordata; Mammalia; Carnivora; Herpestidae
Gene: TAF7
Product: TATA-box binding protein associated factor 7
Exons: 2
Coding region: 347-1396 (349 amino acids)
Biological process (GO): regulation of transcription by RNA polymerase II; RNA polymerase II preinitiation complex assembly; transcription initiation at RNA polymerase II promoter
Cellular component (GO): transcription factor TFIID complex
Molecular function (GO): RNA polymerase II general transcription initiation factor activity
Source: RefSeq, a predicted model, not a curated record